AUAUACUUUAAUCGUGGAGAAGGAUUAUUAAAUCUGCUGCCUUUAAUUAUAUGUUUAUUUUGUUUUGGAAAAUAAUCACGUUUGGUCGAUGAUACAGACGACUUUUUAGGAUCGCCUUAAGCUUAUGUUCGAGAUAAAAAAAAAUAAAACAAAAAUUUUUCAAGGCGAUACCUAUAGCUGUGUGAUGCGUAUUCUUUCGAGCGGAUGCAUCUGGCGUGAUUGGCAUGAAUGCGCGAGGACAUUUAUGACAUCUAGCAUCCUUUGAUCAACUUCGAAACUAACGGAGAAAAUGAGCAAGAUGAAGAAGAAGCAGAUUUGUGCGCAAUAUGCGGUUUUCUUUGUGAAAGAACUUUGCUCCUGUUACCGGGAACGUACGGUAUAUGAUGAGAUGUAGUAUAUCUGCCGCGAUACAUUUAUAGACAGCCAAGGAUAAGGAAUUCAUGAGAGUACUAUCGCGCGAUUCCGUCGCGUCGCGCAUGAAUGCAAUGAAUUGCGCUAUCGCGCUUAAAAAAGGCGCAGAGGUCGUGGAGGAUUGCUCAUCGCGCACGCGGAAAGAGGCGUAAAAUAAGAUCCAACAACCGCGUGUACGUUCGAGAGAAAGGGGGAGAGAGAGAGAGAGAGAGAGAGAGAGAGAGAGAGAAGUCGCGGAUGUGUAGUCGGAUAGUACACGAAGUUCGUCUCGAUCGCAAUCUACACGGAUCAAAUGCAUAUACAUAUUAUAUGUACAGGUAUCACGUCUCCGGUUUAGGAUCAGUUUCGCUCGAAUUAAAAUUUAAUUCAAUGCGCGUGCGAACGAGCGUGAUGUGUAUGUAUGCGCGUGAAGGCGGGUGAAAAUCGCGGAGGCAAUUCCGUCAAUCCGUAUAUAAUAAUUAAAAAGUGCUCGAACGCGGCAAACGUCACUCCGAGACGGCUGCGCGCGGCGGCGGCGCGCAGCAGGACAACGCACAGCUUCAGCAGGUUAUUACGUCCGUUAUAUCCCCCGCGUCGUCGUCGGCACAGCUUACGUAACGCGUGUAGUGCGCACCAUCCGCCGCGUUGCAACGCUCGCUGCUCCGAAGGGUCCCGGAAGCAUUCGUCCGAUCAGUCGGUUGGUCGGUCGAACUUUUCGUAGAGAGCGGGGGGAGGGGGAGGGGUAGCGAAGAGAGAGAACGAUAGCACGGCCGCGACUACAUUCGGCUCACUCCGCCACAACCGAAUGAACCGAACGAAGCCCGCGCUGAGCUGAUUGUGAGGCGCCCGAGGACGGCGGAAGAAAGACAGAGACGAAUAGAACAACUGCGCGCGCACGAGAGGAAGAGAAAGAGAGAAACGGUGGCGGAGUAGCGGUAGGUCAAACGCUAGACGGAGACGCGGUGAAACCUAGAGAGGAGAGGAGGUGUACGUGUGCGAGGGCACACUGAGUUGCGCGAGUAUCAACCAGCUGGUUAGCAAGGGAGUCGUGAGCAACUGAGCAGUCGCCAGUGAGACGCGGCACCCCGCGAGCGCGUGUGUUAUUUGUUCGUUCGUUCGUCCGUCCGUCUGUACGCGUGCUUUAAGUAUCCGUGGCGGGGAUUCCCCUACGCGUGUGCCCGCCGUAACUGUUAUCUCCUUCUUUUCCUCCUUUUGCUGGUUCCGUUUUGACAGUCGCACGCACGUACGUACGUUCGUUCGUCCGUUCAUCUGGAAGUAAUAUCGUGCUUCUUUACUCGCACUUCAUUCGCGAACACGACACUUGCCUCCGCGAGCAUCGUCUGCUCUGCCUCCUCCAGCGCGUCGCUCCACCAUCGUUCGUCCCGACUCCCGCUCGCGCGCGCUCCUUCGCCUCGUCCGCACCGUUUUUCCUCUUUCUCCCCUCGUCUUUCUAGCCUUCCCCUCCUCCAAUCAGGAGGCAAGAAGAAAGAGAGAAAGAGAGAGAGGGAGGUGCGAGUACGUGUGGUGCGCGAUCCGUGGUGUACAUCAUUGAAUCAUUCCGUCUUCAUUGUGUGUGCCACUGGUGCGCGCCGUCUGCUCCUCCGUAAUCUCCGUGGCCGUGCGUGUGCACCCGCGCGCGCGGGUGUGCGAGUCCCGUGCGUGUGUGGUGUACGUGUGUGUGUGUGUUGUGUGGGUUACGUGCGCGCAACGAACAAACCAAGAUGGCCGCCGAUUCAGGAAUGGAGACGUGUCCCUCCCCGGAGAUUGCGGACUCCAGAAAGCGGCCGCUCGACUGCGAUGCGGAGAACGGCGCGACCAAAAGAUCGCACUACGGAUCAGGGGGAGAUGGAACGUAUCACCUCAAAGUAUUGGUCCCCGGCGUGGCGGCCGGGGCUAUUAUCGGGAAAGGUGGAGACACAAUUGCUCAACUUCAAAAGGAUACAGGGGCAAGGGUGAAAAUGUCUAAAUCGCAUGAUUUUUAUCCGGGAACUACCGAGAGAGUAUGUCUUAUCACAGGCACCGUAGACGCUAUUAUGGAAGUCAUGGAGUUUAUCAUGGACAAAAUACGCGAGAAGCCUGAUCUUACUUCGAAGACUACGGUUGACUUCGACUCUGGUAAAGCCACUGCGGAGAGGGAUAAACAGGUCAAAAUUUUAGUGCCCAAUAGUACUGCGGGGAUGAUAAUAGGAAAAGCUGGGAACUACAUUAAACAAAUUAAAGAAGAAUCUGGCUCGUACGUUCAAAUCAGUCAGAAGGCUAAGGAUCUGUCCCUUCAGGAACGAUGUAUCACGGUGAUUGGUGAGAAAGAAAAUAAUCAUAGGGCGUUACACAUGAUCUUAGCAAAAGUGGCGGAUGAUCCGCAAAGCGGUACCUGUCUUAAUGUCAGUUACGCGGAUGUAAGUGGUCCCGUUGCCAACUACAAUCCUACAGGCAGCCCGUACGCUCAAGCUCCCACGAGCACUCCCACAUAUACAUCUACAGCUGGUCUAAAUACAGUGAGUUUGUUGAACGGCGCUGGGUUGAGUCUUAAUCUGAAUCUGGGCGCGGCUAUCACCACCGGCACGGCACCGGUAACGACGCAGCUGCUGGAGCACAUAAAACUGAAUCUACGUACGACAGGUUUCUCCGAGCCCGCCGCCACGGAGAUACUCGCCGCAAUUGCGACCCUCGCCAAGUACAAUAUCCUCGGAAUGGGAAUCGGGAUGCCGUCGAGUAUGAGUUACUUGGGCAAUCCGAUGGACAGUACGACAACUGCGAACGGCUCGAACAACAAUGGCGGUGUGUUCGGACCGAUUGGAACCGUGCCUGCGCUCGGGUCCACCUCGCCGACGCCGCGCAACACCCUCGAUCGGUACGAGCCAUUCGAUCCAUUCCGACAGAACAACACCGCCGCCAGCGCGAUACACCUGAACAACAAUUCGUUCGGCCUGGGCACUAACCAGUUAUCACUUGUAAGUAAGAGUCCUACACAGGUAGACGCCAACAACAAGGAGACCAAGAAAGUAGACAUAGAAAUUGCAGAGGUUAUAGUGGGAGCUAUUCUGGGACCCGGUGGUCGUGCCCUCAUUGAGAUUCAGCACCUAAGUGGCGCCAACAUACAAAUCUCUAAGAAGGGCAUGUUCGCCCCUGGUACCAGGAACCGCAUAGUGACUAUCACGGGUUAUCCCAAUGCGAUCAACACUGCUCAGUACUUGAUCGAGCAGAGGAUCAGUGAAGAGGAGGCGAAGCGAGCGCGUCAGAAUGCCAUCGCCAGUAAAGUAAAGUGCUUGCGACGACAUACGAAAAGUUCGGCCGAGGCGACGAGAGAUCGAGGAAGGAAACAGAAGCUUUAUCAAUACGCAGAUGGUUAAAUUUAACAUGCCCCAGUUAAGUACGUUACAGGGCGAUCUUUAUUGCGCACACAAUGAUAUAUCCGUGUUGUUUUUAUCAUGGUAGGGGGUAUACGACAAGACAUCAGGACGAGGCCGAUUUCUCUUCCUGUGUAGAACGCGUUUAAUUUCAUGGAACAAGAAUCUCCUUGCGUAUAUUCCGGUAAGAAUCAAAUAUAGGUGAAAAGAGCACGGAGAAAGUCACGUUAUAGAAGAGCCACAGCGUGAAUCAGCCAGUCUAAUAUAAGUUCUCUUUAAUGUAACAUUGAUUUAAAGUGUACUGUCUGUUACAUUUUAGUAAUCACGUCGAUACUAUUGUGCGUAGAGUUUGCAGAGUUUUUACGUCGAAAGCGUUAUUUCGACAGCGGCCCUGUAGUGUUUCCUCUAGUAAUCUCUUAUCCGAUGUAACGAAGAAUAUUUCAGGAGUAUCUCCGAUUAAGAGGUAUUCCUAAAACGCAGAUAAUAAUCAAUUACUUGGUAUAGAUAUAUUUUUGAGAAUUCAAAAAAUUAUAACAGUAAGGGAAAAAAAUGUAAAGAAUUUUAAUAACGCCUUUCUGACCCGUUCUGACGUUAAUGGAUUUGCAUUUAUACUCGCUUCCAAAGAUUGUCACGCUGCAUAACAUCCAUUGAAGAGCGAACGAAACACAAAUCACGGUACGCUGUUAUCGAAGUAAUACCCUCGGCGGAAUUUUCCGAUGUUGCUUAACGGCGUAAGUGUAUAUGCGUUACUGCAUCAGCACGCGCGCGCGCGCGCGCGCGCGUGUGUGUGUGUGUGUGUGUGUGUGAAUGUAUGUUUGUAUCUUCGACAUCUUACGUAGUAUCGAGGUAUUUAAUGAUAACAUCAAUAUGAUAACAAGUCGCACGGUUCCGCGUGUAAACUCCAAGCUGCACGAAUCGGUCCCCCAUGCGCGGUCAAUAGCGGUGAUGAUUUUGUCAUAAAAAUAUCAGGUCGACAAUCGACAUGCCGCAAUAUAUUAACAGCAAGAUAUUACAUGUUACGUAUUGGUGACAAAAUAUUGUAUCAUGUGUAACGACAUAUUGAUUCGCGAUGGAGAAUUGUUCAGUCCUUUCCGAGCCAACGAUUCCAAGAGAAAUCACUACCAGCGCCAUGCAUCCCCCUUUAAAUUUCUCAUUCAAAGAUCACGUGAUCAGUAAAUCGUCGGGAGAAGACGAUUGAAAAAUAUUUCUCGCUUAUUUUUACUACAUUUCGAAGGAAAUCGAGUAAGGAUCACGAUUCGAUUCCAAUCGGGAUCGCGGGAACGGAAAGAGACGGAUACACUCGCACGCGCGUCGUUUGAGGAUUUUUAUCCGACGAACGAUUGGCGCGGCGAUCUCGCAGCGGCUGCAUCUGCACAAGGUGGCAAAAGCAGUAUUGGUCGGCCAGUUAAUGUUACCUACGAGUUGUUUAAGCGAGAGGAUGAUGUGUUACGAUUAGAUAACCGGCAGUCGUCGCCCGCCUUUGUUAGGAGAGUCUUUUAUUUUUUCAUACAGCGCUUUGUUUUGUACAGUUUAAAAUAUAUUUCUCCGUUCCAAGAACCCGCAGUAAAAGCGCGAGAGAGGAUCGCGGCGCGAUGGGUAACACGCGUGUACACGUCGCGUCGUUGUUAGUUGUACCACAGUACACAGUUAGCGUGUAGAUUGUGUGUAGCUAGUUUCUUAAAUCUUUUACGGAAUUACAUCACUGCGAGUUUGAGCAGGUUAAAAAUUAUAAUUGAUCGACUCUAUCCGAGACAAAAAAAGAAAGAUAGAUAGGAAAGGAAGAUAAUUACGUAUCUGUACACACACGCGUGUACUCUCGCACACGUGUGCAUAAGAAUGACACGGAUGAAUUAAGGGAGGAAACGUAAAAUUAUAUAACUCUCGUAAAAGAAAUAUAUAUAUAUAAAUAUAAAUAUUAAAGAAAUGUGGAGAUGUAAGCGUAGUAAUCAGGGAACUGUAGGAAUUGCAUUGACUCGCCUCAAUUCUAACUAUGACUAUUGUUACAGUAACUAUUAACUGAAUUUGACACUCAUCUCCGCGCGGAGGGUGACUCGCGUGUCACGUUACUUGGCUGUGUGUGUUAGGCUACAUCGUAAAAAAAAAUCAUGUUCCAUCGUAUUUUCACCACUCCACUUCACAUUAAGCUCCAUUAAACCGGAUGCGAGAUGAGAAAGAAAGAGAGAGAGAGAGAGAGAGAGAGAGAGAGAGAGAGAGAGAGAGAGAAACGGAUAAUGCAAAAAGAACCGCCAGGACGAUGGCAUUCAGAAUCGCGUUUUAUGCCAAGGGUAAAAAAACAAAAAGAGAAUAGGAAUCUUCUGCGUGUCACCCGCACUCCAUACCCUUUAGUGCCAUAUCGAACCCUCCCUGUCCCCAUCUUAUCCAUCUCCUUCCCUUGCCACUCAUCGGCCACUACACUUGUUAACGUUUGACAGUAGAACGUGUUGUUAAAGAGAUGUAUAAUCCUGCGCGACACACGCGCAGGCACGUUUUCAAUAAAAAAAAGUCGGACUAUAUCAUUUAUUUCACAUUAAUAUACAUAAACAGCAUUGUUAUGGAGCAUAUUAGAGAUACUUUAUCAUACACCUGUUCUUAGUUUGCAGUAUGUGGAAAAGGUAGAGAUUCUUAGCAGCCAAGGAUAUUGUAGAAAAGAAAGAUUAAUAAGAGAAGGAUUAAUGCAGAAGGGGAAUAGUAACAGGCCGCGUGUUCCGUUAUAAUAUGCGCUGAUUGCUGCAAAUUAAGAGGGAUGUUAUAUAAUGGAAUACUUUGAAUUCAUGAUGUCGCGUUACACGUUCGCGUAUCCUGAUGAUUUUACACAGUCACAUGUCCUGUUUCAGCUUGCCCGAUGUUUGACUAGCGGUAAUAACUGAAGUUAGAAAAUGCAAUAGAGCGUCUGAACUGAUUGGCAUAUACAUACAUGCACGGCGAAUUUGACGAAUUAGUUUAAAAUUAACCGUCGCAAUUGCUGCCGAAGAAAAAAAGAAAAGAGAAUAAUCGAUUGUGAAAGUUUACCUCAGGCAAAUUCAACGAUAUCGCUCAAACAAAAGCGCGAUAGUUUUAAAGGUCACUGACGCAAAAAAAGUGUUGCAUUAAAGACGUCUGUAUCAACGGAUCGUAGGCCUAUACUGAUUGACCAUUAACAGAUUGAAAAAGAAAAGGAAUUAUAGGCAUAUACAAGUAGAUUGUUCGAGAUUUAUCAUAUAUCGGUUAAUUAUUGCUUCAGAAAAAAUGUUGCAUUUGUCUCUAUAAAGAAUUUUCUCUAAUUGUUAGUUUACUGCCACUUUUUUGCAAUUGUUCGCUAUAAUCAAAUAUUUAAAUAAUAGGGCGAAUAUAUUUACCGAUAGCCAAGGAAAUCAAUGUAAAAAACGUGAUAUAUAUAUAUACAUAUAUAUUACGCUAAAACACAUGUUACACUAAGAUAUCGCUAUAGAGAACGUUCAAGAGAAAAAAAAGGAGUUUAUUUAUCGCAUUGAUCGACAAUAGCAGAGGCGAAGUUAUUUAUAUAGUACGAAAAUAUAAAGAUUAUCGGAGAUCACAGGCACAACUCGAAAUCAUUCGAUUAAACGCGACUC
This is a messenger RNA of Wasmannia auropunctata (little fire ant), 7306 nucleotides long. It is a transcript of the gene pasilla, whose product is annotated as RNA-binding protein Nova-1. Gene Ontology annotation, biological process: regulation of alternative mRNA splicing, via spliceosome; mRNA splicing, via spliceosome. The coding region runs from base 2112 to 3740 and encodes 542 amino acids. Lineage: Eukaryota; Metazoa; Arthropoda; Insecta; Hymenoptera; Formicidae. Gene Ontology annotation, molecular function: mRNA binding. The transcript has 6 exons. The record is from RefSeq and is a predicted model, not a curated record. Gene Ontology annotation, cellular component: cytoplasm; nucleus.